GUCGCCACACCGAGGACCAGCUAGCUAACGAUAACCUGAGCGGAGAGGCACAGCUUUGUUGUUGUUCUAGUGAUGUGCUUGUCCCAUCUGGCAUAGUGGGAAACUCUAGCUGAACCCCCCUCCCUUCCUUAUCCUGUCGCCGUUCCCCCGAAGACCUCCACCGACACCACCUCCUUCCUUGUUCCUACACCUCCUCUUCCUCCCUCCGGCCGCCCCUGUGAUGCCUCCCUCGUGCUGUGGCUACCUGUCACAGUACACCCAUCAUCAUCUGGUUACCUUCCUCCUCACCUUCUUUAGCUAUGUGUUGCUGCAUGCGUCACGGAAGACGUUCAGCAAUGUGAAAGUGAGCAUCUCAGCCCAGUGGACGCCAUCCAUCCAGAAUGACAGUGCAGCCACUUUCUCCCCUGGCGAGACGUGGGAGGACAAUCGUCUGUUUACAGAUGAAAAGCAGGCCACUCUGUUCCUUGGAGCUCUGGACUCCAUCUUUCUCUUUUCAUAUGCCGUGGGCCUGUAUUUGAGUGGUGUGAUUGGGGACAGAGUAAACUUGCGCUACGUGCUCUGCUUCGGCCUGUGUGGCUCUGCUGCAGUGGAGUUUUUGUUUGGCACUCUAACAGAAUGGCUCCACAUCUACAACAUCUAUCUGUACUGUGGCCUGUGGGUGCUGAACGGGCUGCUGCAGUCGGCCGUGUGGCCGUGCGUGGUGGCCGUCAUGGGCAACUGGUUCGGCAAAACGGGGCGGGGCUUUGUGUUUGGCCUGUGGAGUGCUUGUGCCUCUGUAGGCAACAUCCUGGGGGCCUUCUUAGCGUCUAGUGUGCUCAAGUAUGGAUACGAGUAUGCCUUCCUGGUGACCUCGGUGGUGCAGUUUGCUGGCGGGGUGGUGGUGUUCUUCGGCCUGCUCACGUCUCCAAAAGAAGUCGGUUUGAGUUUGGAGUCCGAGACUAGACUCAGCCCGGUGGAGACGGACACAGACAGCCACAGGCCUCUGAUGAGUGACGAGGAGGAUGAGGUGAAGGCGGAGGUGUAUAGCAGACGAUACCAGACAGUUCAGCAGCCGGAUGAACCCCUGGCCGAGUCACCUCAAGCUAUCAGCUUCUGCCAGGCCUUUUGUCUGCCCGGAGUGCUACCUUACUCCCUGGCUUACGCAUGUCUGAAGCUGGUCAACUACUCCUUCUUCUUCUGGCUUCCUUUCUACCUGAGCAACAACUACGGCUGGAAGGAGGCCGAGGCCGACCGCCUGUCGGUGUGGUAUGACGUUGGAGGAAUCAUCGGAGGAACAGUUCAGGGUCUGAUCUCUGACUUCAUGGGUAAGAGAGCCCCGGUGUUGGCAUUCAGUCUGGCAAUGGCGAUGGGAGCCCUGGUGGGAUACAGCCGCUCGCCUAAUGACCAGGUGAUAAACGCUGUGCUGCUGGCAGUCACCGGCUUCUUCAUUGGUGGCCCGUCCAAUAUGAUCAGCUCCGCCAUAUCUGCCGACCUGGGGAGACAGGAGGCUCUGAGAGGCAGUCAGGAGGCUCUCGCUACUGUUACUGGUAUAGUGGAUGGAACUGGCAGUAUAGGAGCUGCGGGGGGACAGUACCUGGUGUCCCUGAUUGAGAGCAAGCUGGGGUGGAUGUGUGUGUUCUACUUCUUCAUCGUCAUGACAGGGGGCAGCAUUGUGUUCAUCACUCCCUUGCUCCUCAAAGAACUGCGUGCCAUGUGGAGAGACAGACGAGCGCUGCGACACCAGCUUUGAAAGCCUCAACAUCUGCCCACCGCAGCGUUUCUACUGUUAUCAGUGGCGACACAGCAGAUCUGCUCAGAAACAGCUCUUUGUAGGUGAGUUGUGGGGUGUGCAAAGAUUUGGUGAAGGCCAUUUCUCACGAUCAAGAGGGUUAAGGUGACCUAGAGUUUCACACCCACAACCGCAAGCGUAUGUCUAUUAACAACCAUGUGAGCAGGCAGAGAGUCCUUGAGCACAACACUGAGGUUUUAUCCACUCACUGAAAACCUAAAAUGUUAUUGUACACUCCCUAUAGUGCAAAUGCAAGGAUUUAGAGGUUGAAGUGUCUGAGUGAACAAAGCUUUGAAAGGUAACCGGAUGUCAGUCAGAGCAGUCUGUGAAUUCAGGCUUUGCAGGGCCCUCACAGAAUGUACUAGUGUAUAUAUUUAAGGGUUUAAACAGAUGUAAAUAUUUUACAUGUAGAUGUACUUGAGUCAAGUAUGCAUUUGAAUGAUGAUCAUGAAUUUGAAUUUUAAACCUGGAGUUCUUAAUUUAAAGAUGAGGCCCUUUCAGACAAUCUGAGGGUCAGAAUUGCCUAACGAAUGUGAAUAAUAAUUGUUAUGUAGAACCAUAUUGUCAGCUUUUGUAGAUAUGUAUGAUAUUUGUUUUUAGUUGAAAUAAUAAACAUUGCACUCUAGGAUUCUUACAAUGAUUAGAUAAAGUCUUAAAGAUUUUAGUAAACCACUUAGAUUUUCGCUGGGUUUUGGGGAAGUUCCACCACGCAGCCACUUGAUUUCUACUGUGUACAGUUUUGUGUAAUCGGGGUCAGGAAUUAUACUGUAAAGGCUUUUCAUUACGUGGGCUAGUUCUCUUGAUUCUCUGUUCAUUUCAGUUACUAAUUUGAUAUUUGCUCAUCAUUCCCUUUUCACUUCCUGUUCAAAGGAAUGUAUACCGUUUCUUAGGUUACAAGAGAUCCCCAUGAAAACCCUUUUCUCACCCUUUUAGUUUACAGUGUAGCGUACAAGAGGGAACGGUUUAGCCUGUUUGUAGCCGGAGCUACAAGUUUGUUUGGGGGUAAAAUACUGGUCUUUUUUAUGUCUUAUUUAAUGAUAUACAGGGUGGGUAAAUGAUCAUACAACACCAGCUGUUUGCUAGUUUACACCUGAACACUGUGUGUCUGUAUUAUUAGACACACUGGUUGGUAACCAGAUAGCAAUUCAAUGAAGAUUGUUUUGGUUAAAAUCAGACUAAAGUAGGUGAUUUACCAAACACUAUGGUCAGUAGAUACUAGAGACAGUUUGCACCCUUGUAUGCAGAUACAUGAAUCAUCAUGUAAAGUGCUUUUAACAUGUAGGAAGACUGAUAUCAGGGCAUAUUUUUACCAUCAUCGCUGGUAUGAGAUUGGUUCCUAAUGCUCAACUUAACAACUAAACGUUUCUAAUGCAAUGGAGCUUAAAAUGAUACUUGAACUUCUGGUAUCUCUGAACUCAAAUUUAAUAGAAUGUAAAUUUAACUGCAUCUGUGGUGUAUUUUUUAUUUGUUUUAUUUGUAUGUUUCAGGUUUUAACCAAUGUAAAUAUAAUUGUUGUUUUAAAUA
This is a messenger RNA of Seriola dumerili (greater amberjack), 3292 nucleotides long. It is a transcript of the gene slc37a3, whose product is annotated as solute carrier family 37 member 3. Gene Ontology annotation, biological process: transmembrane transport. Gene Ontology annotation, cellular component: endoplasmic reticulum membrane. The transcript is spliced from 14 exons. The coding region runs from base 221 to 1729 and encodes 502 amino acids. The record is from RefSeq and is a predicted model, not a curated record. Gene Ontology annotation, molecular function: transmembrane transporter activity. NCBI's taxonomy places the organism in Eukaryota, Metazoa, Chordata, Actinopteri, Carangiformes, Carangidae.